Messenger RNA from Prorocentrum cordatum, 315 nucleotides. NCBI's taxonomy places the organism in Eukaryota, Dinophyceae, Prorocentrales, Prorocentraceae. The record is from the annotation of a GenBank genome assembly.
AUGGCAGCGGGCCCUGGCGCUGUUCAACGAAAUGCGGGAGGCGAGGAUGGAGCCCAAUUCAGCUACAACGCCGGAAUCAGCGCGUGCGGGCACGGCGGGGGAUGGCAGAAGGCGCUGCUCUUGCUGAGCGACAUGGGGGAGGCCAGGCUGCAGCCCGACGGCAUCAGCUUCAACGCCGCGAUGACCGCCUGCGGGAGGGAUGGGGCCUGGACGCAGGCGCUGUCGCUGCUCGGCGAGCUGCGGGGGGCGGGCGUGGAGCCCGACAUUAUCUCACCUCGGCUACAACGCGGGGAUCAGCGCGUGCGAAAAGGUUGA